GACGAAAACGACGAAGACUACGACGAAAAUAAUGACGACGACUACGACCCGCUGAAGAAAGCCGAUGUCCAGGACGACGACAGCGAAAUGUCCGAGGACGAGGCCCAGCCAGACUACUCUGCAAUCAGCACCGACGUCAGCCAGGUGCGGACCCGCGGCCAAAGGUACCAGGAGAAAGCGGAGCAGAAAAACGGGAAAACUCACCAAGACGGCUUGCUUGAAGACAGCCUGAAGGUCGAUGUAGACGAGAUCUUCCAGAGCCUCCAGACGCUGUCUGCGGACGACUGGGCGCGGAUGGUGCGCCACGACGAUGCCACGCCAGAGCCCCGUGGAAAGGACGAAAAGCCAGCGGCGGCUCUUGCCGAAAACACGCAUCCUGAGGCCGAGGAGAAGAUCCGCAUUUUCACCACGUACACAUUUGCAGGCAAGCUCGUGCGCGAGUCCAAGUUCGUGGAUGCCAACUCGGCCGAGGCCAAGGCCUACUUGAACUCCACCAACAGCCUUGCGCUGCAGGAGCAGUCUGCUGGCCCCCGCAAGAGCUACGUGCCGGUCUUGCGCAAAGUGGCCGGCAGUGACGAGGAGAAGCAGUUGCGCAUCAAGUUGAAGCGGCCCUCGCUCAUCGACAAGUUUCUUAUGGGCGACAAGCAGAACAAGUUGACGACCUUGGAGAAGUCCCGGCUAGACUGGGCCUCGUUUGUCGACAAGAAGAAGCUCAAGGACGACUUGGCCAUCCACAACAAAGGCGGGUACUUGGAGAAACAAGACUUUUUGGGCCGCGUGGAGGCAAAGCGGGACACGCAGUACCAGCAGGCCCGCGAGCUCGACCGCCAACGGCAGUGGCAG
Metschnikowia bicuspidata var. bicuspidata NRRL YB-4993 is the source of this 843-nucleotide messenger RNA. RefSeq lists its product as uncharacterized. The annotation marks the transcript as partial. Lineage: Eukaryota; Fungi; Ascomycota; Pichiomycetes; Serinales; Metschnikowiaceae. The record is from RefSeq and is a predicted model, not a curated record. The transcript has a single exon.